Dermacentor andersoni is the source of this 1441-nucleotide messenger RNA. Its product is annotated as MIF4G domain-containing protein A-like. Gene Ontology annotation, molecular function: translation activator activity; RNA binding; protein binding. Lineage: Eukaryota; Metazoa; Arthropoda; Arachnida; Ixodida; Ixodidae. Gene Ontology annotation, biological process: regulation of translational initiation. Gene Ontology annotation, cellular component: cytosol. The record is from RefSeq and is a predicted model, not a curated record.
GACGAAGGGGCCAAGGGCCGUCAGGUUUUGAAUCCGCGUUUGCAGCGAGCGCGCGUUGAUGAGCCACACUUGACACGAACGGCUGCACGCAGUGUCCUAGCAACACCGCUUUUAGCGAAUUAGUUCUGCGGUAAUCCGCAAGGUGGAGGAAGGUUCACGGAAAGGAACUGUUCUUUCAGAACGGCGCACCCACCGCCUUGAUAUGAUCGUAGGCUAUCGGUGUUCUAGGACGAUCCGAGGAGCACCGGGCGGGAAGGCAUCAGCAGAUAUGGCCGUUACGAGUGGCGAACCACCUGCUGAUCGGGAGGCCCCACCGUUGGCCAGCGGGGACGCUCAAAGCGCUUGCGAUGUAAAGCCGUUGUCAGACAAUGGUGGGACUGCGGCUUCCACGCCCCAGCAGAAGUCGACAGCGACGGGAGAACGUUCGAAGCGUGCGCCACCGUCCUCGACCAGAGCCAGCGAGCGUCGAACGCGGCAGCAGCGGCGAAAGCGUGAGACCAGCAGCGGUGAGGGCGUCGACCACAGUCUUUCGGGUCACGAGACGUCACGCAAGGGAGAGCACGGGGCUGCCGCAUCGACAAGCCAGCGCGUCAGCAUAGUACAAAAAGCUCUAUGCGACCCGGAUUCCUUGACGUCCGAGCAAGUGGAGCGAUUGGUCCGCGCCGUGUGCGGGAAAGCCAUCAACGACGACGACAGCGCAGAGAUGGCGGCCAGGUUUUGCGCCUGCGUCAUCGCGAAGGAGCGAGCAGGUGUGUUCAUCGACCAUCUUCUGUGCACCUGCCUCAACUGGUUCAAGCAACGCGACCUCCUACUGCCAAAGUUCACCGCCGCGGCACCGGUGGAGCCACCGCCGGAGCAAAAGGAUAGUCACCGGUGGGGGGCCUUCGUGGGCUUCCUGUCCGUGCUCCUGACCACUAUCCCUGCAAAAGGAAAGGCUUCGGCGGUCGCGUCGUGCCACUCCGGACACAUCUUCUGCCUGGCGUUACUUCUGUGCGAGUCCUGCAAGUUCAUGAUACACUCGCCAGACCUGGACUGGCACAGCCAGAUCGAGUGCAUCCGCAGUGCGCUGAAAACCGCGGGCAUGACUGCCGAGCGAGCCGCGCCCGCCCGCAUGGCGGCGCUGGUGGCGUGCCUGCGGGACGAGUUCUUGACGCCCGAUGCCUCAGCCGAGACUCGGCUGACGCUGCUCGAACUUCUAGAGCUGCACGCUUCGGGGUGGAAGUUCUCAGCCCAGCAGCAACUCUACUAUGCUGCACACAGCGGAGUUGCGGAACCCGAGUGUGAAGAUGAUCCAUCGCCCUUACCCCUGCCCUGCCGGACCGCCCAGUGAGAUUACACGGCGAAGCGGACACGAAGGCCUAAAGGCCAGACGUUCCCAUCGCAGUCAACAGAUACGUUUUUCGUUCGUUAUGGAUAAAAUAAAUACUUCUUGGCACUGCUA